Molecule: messenger RNA, 1500 nt
Organism: Tilletiaria anomala UBC 951
Lineage: Eukaryota; Fungi; Basidiomycota; Exobasidiomycetes; Georgefischeriales; Tilletiariaceae
Product: putative RPT6-26S proteasome regulatory subunit
Exons: 5
Coding region: 200-1468 (422 amino acids)
Biological process (GO): proteasome-mediated ubiquitin-dependent protein catabolic process
Cellular component (GO): proteasome regulatory particle, base subcomplex
Molecular function (GO): proteasome-activating activity; ATP hydrolysis activity; ATP binding
Source: RefSeq, a predicted model, not a curated record
AAUCAAGCCUGUCAGGCUUCUGCCAUCUAAACGGCCUGGCUUAUCCUCUCGCGUCUGCCUCUGAAUUGCAGGAACCAGUUCAGCAGACGACCCAUUACUUGUGUCUCUGGCUCAGUGACAUCGCCACCUCCGCUUCCACACAUCGACACAUCACCACGUUGGUCGCCCAUAACGCCAACGACUUUCCGUGCAAGACAAGAUGGCCGCAGCAGCAGUAUUGCAGCAGACUGGUGGGGCGACGACGACGAUGACCCAGGUGAUGCAUCAGAAUCGAAGUGCAUCAACUUCGGCGGCGGCCGGAAUCCAGUCCUUCUACCACUCAAAGAUCCAGGCAUAUGAGCUGCUCAUUAACGACAAGACGCAGAAUCUGAGGCGACUGGAAGCCCAGCGAAAUGCUUUGAAUGCGCGUGUGCGGCUGUUACGCGAAGAGCUUCAGCUCUUACAAGAGCCUGGAAGCUACGUAGGAGAGGUCGUCAAAGUCAUGGGCAAGAAGAAGGUUCUGGUAAAGGUGCAGCCAGAGGGCAAAUAUGUGGUGGACUUUGCCUCCGAUAUUGAUGUUGCAUCACUCACUGUGUCGCUCCGAGUGGCUCUUCGUUCGGACUCGUACACGUUGCACAAGAUCUUGCCCAAUAAGAUUGAUCCUCUGGUUUCUUUGAUGAUGGUCGAAAAGGUACCGGAUAGCACCUACGAGAUGGUCGGAGGUCUUGACCGCCAGAUCAAGGAGAUCAAGGAGGUCAUCGAACUUCCAGUCAAGCAUCCCGAACUCUUCGAGAGCUUAGGCAUCGCUCAGCCUAAGGGCGUGCUCCUCUACGGGCCACCGGGAACCGGAAAGACGCUGCUUGCAAGGGCUGUAGCGCAUCACACUGACUGCAGAUUCAUUCGGGUCAGUGGAAGCGAAUUGGUACAAAAAUACAUUGGAGAAGGUAGCAGGAUGGUGCGUGAGCUUUUUGUCAUGGCGCGUGAGCAUGCGCCAUCUAUCAUCUUCAUGGAUGAAAUCGACAGUAUCGGCUCAAGUCGUGGGGAGAGCGGUAGUGGGGGUGGUGACAGCGAGGUGCAGCGAACAAUGUUGGAGCUUUUGAACCAGCUGGACGGAUUUGAAGGAACGAAAAACAUCAAGGUCAUCAUGGCCACCAACCGCAUUGACAUCCUCGAUUCAGCACUGCUCCGGCCCGGGAGAAUUGACCGAAAGAUCGAAUUCCCACCUCCAGGACCCGAAGCAAGAGUCUCGAUCCUGCGCAUUCAUUCCCGCAAAAUGUCACUUCAACGUGGUAUUAAUCUCAGAGCGCUCGCGGAGAAGAUGGGUCAGUGCUCCGGUGCUGAGCUCAAGGGUAUCGUCAUGGAAGCGGGCAUGUACGCUCUCCGAGAGCGUCGGCAGCACGUUUCACAGGAAGACUUUGAGCUCGCUGUCGCAAAGGUGCUGAAGCGUGCGAGCGAGACAAACGCGUCGAUCAACAAAUUGUACACUUAAGCAUAGCACUCAUACAUCCCCAUUACCUCGCC